AUGACCAUACCCGGCGAUUCGAAGCCGCUUCAUGUCUUCGACCUCCCACAGCUUUACACGAAACCAACAGCAGCCGAUAUCCUGCGAGCUUUAGAGCAGCUUGCUGUCCGACCACGCAGCUUCAGCAACGACGAUGGCGCCGCUCAACUAGUAAUUCUCCAAACCGGUAUUUCCCACUACCUCACAUCCAUCAUCGCCAGCGCAUUAUCAUGGAUUGACUCCGAUGAGCUCCGCGAAACCAUCUGGGACGCCGCCAGCGCCCGCCUCUGUGAACGCUCGGGAAGAACUGCCAUGCCAUCUAUUUCCCGCGUCUUCACCAUCCCUAUGACCCAGCAAACAAAUUUCCAACUAACUCUCCAUGAACCCUCCCUCACCUCGGAUAACCUAGGCAUGAAAACAUGGGUCUCGUCUUACCUACUCGCCAAACGCCUCCACACUCUCCUCAUACCAUCUUCCUCCCUUGUUCCAUCGCGAGCCAAAAAGAACCGGCCCCUCCGUGCCCUCGAGCUAGGCGCCGGAACUGGAUUGGUCGGACUCACCUUCGCGGCCCUUUGGGGCGCCGCCGCUUCCAUCCACCUCACUGAUCUGGACUCCAUCUUGCCAAAUUUAGCUCACAAUGUCGAAUUAAACGAAGACCUGCUCCUAGAGACGGGGGCGACCGUAUCAACGGGUGUCCUGGAUUGGUCUUUGGAGACUCAUCCGCGCCCCGCGCCAACUGAGGACGAACGAUGUGACGUUAUCCUUGCUGCGGACCCCUUGUACUCCCCCGACCACCCGCGGUGGCUUGUGCAGACAAUCCAGCGCUGGCUGUACCAGGAUGCUGAGUCGAGGGUGGUGGUUGAGAUGCCAUUGAGAGAUGCUUACUUGCCACAAGUAGAAGAUUUUAGGCGGCGGAUGGAGGCGGCGGGAUUAAUCGUUCUGAUGGAGGGGGAAGAAAUUGGGUUUGAUGAUUGGGAGGGGAGUGAUGGGGAGGCGCUAGAGGUGCGGUGCUGGUGGGCUAAUUAUAGAAAAUAUAGAUUGGUUAUACCCCUGAACCAAUGUGUACUGUGUAUGUGUGUGCGUGUGCACUGUCAGAUCCCACUUUUUCAAAAACCAUGCAACUUCCACCGGAUCAAAUCAUACGCAAAACACGCAGUUAUGGUUAUAGGCCUCCUCACAAUAGCAUCUAUCCCAACCGUCAUCGGCGUUUGCGAAGGAGUGAGCGAGUAGAAGAAAGCAAAUAAGCGCAAAUCAGAGGAAAAGCGCCUGGAGAAAUUUUACAUCGAUGUUUUCUGUCUACCUUGAUUCUGCGGCGUCUGACUCGCGCUCCAUCCCCAGCCACACAGCCGAAGCCUUCUAUAUCAGCUACCCAGACGAGGAGCGUGAACCAACCCUCGGCCUCGUCAGCACCGUCUCCGUCGACCCGCCGAUGCUCAAUUGGAUCUAUAUGGAUAAAAAUACAUUUGAGCUGAGAUAUGGAAAUCGGACGCAGAGUCGCGAGCACCUUGUCGGGCCCUGGGAUUGGACGGAGGAUCAGGUUGGGGUAACGGUGCAGGAUAUCGAGGGAUUUGUAGCUGUGGAGGAAGAGGAGGGGGUUUGGGCAGUGUACUUUGAUGCGAAGGGGGGAUGAGUUGAAGUGGAGGGUUGGGGGAAAGAAGAAAGUUGUGGAGAUUAGUUUGGAGAGGCGGUUGUUGAACCCGAAGGAAGAGAAGCAGGGAGAAGAAGGCUGAAGGUGUGAGAGUUUCGGUUCGAUUUAUAGGAGCUAUGGAGUUUUUCAGUCCUAGGCGUCCGGUUAUAGGCAUAUAUGUCAUAUACAUAUAUUCAAAAUGCUUGCUUAGUCUUCGAUUCCACCCCACGACCCGUUAUCGCUUGCAUUUCCUCCCUCGUCUGCCUGCCCUUCAUACUUCCGCCGUUUGCUGGCCUUAGCUGCAUCUCUCCGGUUAUGUUCCUUUCGCCGCUCAAAUCCACUCUUCGUACUGAUCCG
Molecule: messenger RNA, 1963 nt
Organism: Blastomyces dermatitidis ER-3
Lineage: Eukaryota; Fungi; Ascomycota; Eurotiomycetes; Onygenales; Ajellomycetaceae
Product: S-adenosylmethionine-dependent methyltransferase
Exons: 6
Coding region: 1-1209 (402 amino acids)
Source: RefSeq, a predicted model, not a curated record